Mya arenaria is the source of this 2849-nucleotide messenger RNA. RefSeq lists its product as uncharacterized. The coding region runs from base 989 to 2146 and encodes 385 amino acids. The record is from RefSeq and is a predicted model, not a curated record. Lineage: Eukaryota; Metazoa; Mollusca; Bivalvia; Myida; Myidae. The transcript is spliced from 2 exons.
UAAAGCGGUGUCAGGUUUAUCGAGUCAUCUUUAAACAGACGAUAGAAAGUUUAAUACAAGUUGAAGUGAAUAAUAUGGUCUUUGCUUGUAUUCAAAUUAACUGCUAAUUUGUUCGUUGGUGUUUUGAAUAACGCUAGUUUGUGCAUGUAUUCGGAGUUUUAAAAGAAAAAAAUAUUAUAUGACAGUGCGUUUACAUGUACUUGGAUGGAGUAGAAAAAGGACGUGUUAACUUGUAAACGACUCGAGUACAUACUUACUCUAAUAGCUGAUGUGAACUAUGAUUUAACAUAAGUUUAAGUCUGUGCUGUCAAUAUACUCAAAUUAAGACGCAUGCAGUAAAUUGCCUGAAAAUAAAGCUUUUAAUUUUAUUGUGGUUGAUGAUUAAUUGAAUCACGUAAACUAUUCAUAUUCUAUUCGUUGAUGUACUUUGUGUGGGAACGCUUUUAAAAGCCAGUCAUGCAUUUAACCAUUCCAUUUCAAAACAUACAUUGAUGUUAAAGUGAAAUGAAAUUGAAUAUAAGGUUUUGGAUUUAGCAAAUAAGAGCUGUAAGCAAAUGAUAUUGCAAAUAUCAAUAAAUGACAGGAGACUUCGAUUACUGUGAAUGAGCAAUUGAUUGAAUGGUUAGAUAUCGAUUUGCGCAUCUAUGGACUUACGAUUUCUUAAAUGUAUGUUUAUGAAUACCAUUUAAUCUUCAAUAUUGUGUCGGUAGCUUUGGAAAGUCUAAGUGAUACUGUACUCUAGGUUAUGACAUGAUUUUUUUUUUCAAAUAAUUUGAUAUCAACUUUCUAAUAAAACACAGAAUAAGCAGAUUUACUAAGACAAAUGCGGACGGAUUUAUUGAAGUGCUUCCUGAAAUGAAUUCACUUUUUAAACUUUAGACAAGAUCUGAACAUGAGACUUAUAUGUCAUUACGCGUUGCAUGUUACUAAAUAAAAUGUUGGAUUGUAGUGAGUGUUAAAAGGGUACAUUUUUCAUUACCCUAAAAAAAUGGCGGCGAAUAACUUUCAUCCCGUUAACAUUCCAAAACCUGAAACAAACUUAAUCUGGUCAGAUCGUUCACUCAACCUCAUCGACCUUCUAAAGGAGAUACAACUUCCGGCCGUGGUCAAAAUGAACGCAGACGAGAAGUCUGUCGCAGCCGGCGGCGGCGGUGGUGGUCUCCGGAAGGACGCCAGCGCCAUGUUAAAACAGCCGAUGCUGCUGUUUCAAGAGUCCAAAGGUUUCAAGGUGGUGGCCCGCAACGUCUCUAGUCUCGUUGCAGUAAAGACGUCACGUGAUGGCGUCCAGUACAAAGAGGGCGGCUCAGUGAUUGUACUUCCGGUCGACUACCCAGGUUGGUUCCGUAUUCUGGAGGAGGACACAGUCCCUAUUCUCAACAUGGCCACCCUGGCGCGCGUCAUGCCCGCCUCCUUUCUGUCCACCCGCCGAAUCCCCGGAUUCUCGCUCCUCGACCCACUGAACCGGAAGGACAUAAUGUACGAGAAACUCGAGUUUCCGCCCGGAGUUUUCACGCUUCAUAGCGUUUUUGAGGACUAUGUGAAAUAUACUGGCGAAAAGAACGCUGUAAAACGGAAGUUGUUGAGGUGUGUAGUCUGCGUCACAAGUGACGGUUUGGACGUUCUUGUUCCGUUUGACGUUCAAGGAGAGUUUUAUGUUGUAGAGCAUAAGAAACCAAUGAGUAAAAGCGUCAAAGCGGACAAAAACUCCUGCGCGUACACAUUGAAACAGCUGGUAGCGAUGGGAGUAUUUACUAGACCACUAGUUCUGAAGUUGUUAAUAGGAGAGCCGCCAUCAAAACCAUGUGGAUUUACUGGCGUCAUGAAGGUGUUUGACAUCAUCAAAGAUUGGACCGUUAUCGCUCAAACACUUGACGGGAAACGGAAAUUACUAGAACUUCCGGUUUUACCCUUCCCAGAAUUCAUUCCGUCCACAAACGGAAAAGAUCUACUAGAAUCUGGUACCCUGCGAGCUGAACUGUCUCAUCUGCGAAGCGGGGCAGCUGACAAAUACGCAAAAGAGGUUAAAGUUCGGACAAGUUUUAACCUAAAGGGACAGGAACAGUCGAGCGAAAAUGAUGACAAAACAAAACAACUCGCUCCAUUGACAGAUAAAAAAGCUUUGCCAAUGUUUGAUCGCAAACUGUAACUUGUUUAUUUACGGAAUAGGUGCGUUGAAUAUGAUUUAAAGAGUCUUAAGCGCGUUUUUUUUCCAGGAUUUGUUCGCAAAUGUUGUCGACAAAGGAAUUCGUUGACCCUAGUAACGGUAUAGUUACUACUGAACCUAGGUUUUAAGAUGGUCCAAAUAAGGUCCUGGGCCCGAUCCUUCCCAGUUUACGCUUCAAAAAUGCACUCUUAUUCUCAAAUAAGAUAUACAAUAAUUAAAACAAAUGUUUGAAAUUACUGAAAAGAAUGGACAAAUAUCGAAAACAAUGAUUCUUAUGAAGGGUUGCGUGUUUAAAUUGAAAGAAAUUUGCAGAAAACAUAGCGUUUCUACCUUAUGAGUUGAUAGCUGAUCACUGUAAAUCUUUUAGCACUCACCAAUCAUUUAAUAUUUGUGCGUUUUCAGCUAUUAAAUACACGGUUACCAUUUUGUUAUCGGCAGUUCGAAUUAUCCGUUAAUACAUUAUUUAGUAACUAGUUAAAGGUUUAUUACCCAAAAUUAAUGUUUGUUUUACAAGUGUAUGUAUUUAUUUGAAAUACGAGUGUCGUUGUAAAAAUAAUGUUAUAAGGACACGAAAUGUCUGAAUUUAGGAAAUUGACUCAAGAUAGAUUUGGUAUGCUUUAUGCUUUUGACUGUAAAGAUCGCAUUGAUAGAAAAUGUUUUAAUAAUAAAUCUCCAAGUACGUUUA